AUGCACAUACUUUACAAGCUGGCACUAGCCUUGCCAUUGAUUGGCAUCGUCCAGGGCCUGGUCGCCGAGAGUCGCCAGAUCGGUCCCGGCAAGCCGCCCGGCGGCCCGCAGCACGUGCGCGUCGUCGGCAUCAGCGUGCUCGGCACCGGCUGCCCCAAAGGCACGGCCGACGUGCAGGUCGAUGCCACGGGCACGCUCUUUGAGGUGACGUUCUCCGCCUACGAGGUGCAGACGGGGCCGGACACGAAGCCGGCCGAUUGGCGCAAGAACUGCAAGCUCACCAUCAACAUGGAGUUCACGCCUGGUUUCCAAUUCUCCAUUGUUGAUACGGACAUGUAUGGCUUUGCCGAGAUUCCUGCCAAGGUGAAUGGUGUGUGCGUCAAUACGUACUCGUUCACUGGUGGCGGAUCGGAGCACGUCGACUUUAAGCUGCCGCUCAACGGCCCGUACAGCGGCAACUUUGACCUCCAUUCGAACCCGGGCAUUUCUUCCUUCUCGCCGUGCGGUGGAAGCACCGCCAUCCUCAAUAUGAACACGGCGUGCUCCAUCACCCCGACGACUCUGCCAGCGCUGAUUGCGGUUGAUCACAUCAGUGGCGUUUUAACGGUCAAGUUUCAUUUGGAGUGGCGCCCGUGCCCGUAG
Messenger RNA from Cordyceps militaris CM01, 642 nucleotides. RefSeq lists its product as uncharacterized. The transcript has 3 exons. NCBI's taxonomy places the organism in Eukaryota, Fungi, Ascomycota, Sordariomycetes, Hypocreales, Cordycipitaceae. The record is from RefSeq and is a predicted model, not a curated record. Bases 1 to 642 code for a protein of 213 amino acids.